UUCAUUUUCUCCUUUAUUACUUCUUCUACUUCUUGUCUCUUUCCAUUUCCUUCUUCUCCUUUUAUUCCACAUUCUUUUCCACGUUCUCUCUCUAUUUCCUCUUCCUUUUCUUCUAGAUUCCUUCUCAUGUUAAUUCCAUUUCCUCAUCCUACUCUUCUCAAAUUCAUUACUAUUUGCUAAUUUUCACUUAAAAGUGUACUAAUUCAUUCUUUUUUUUUUUUAGGCACGUACUGCUUAAUUAUGGGAGAAGAUCAGAGUUGAAUGUAUCGUCAUGGAGAUGAAAUGGGGUAUUGGAAUAAUGAAUUUAAUGCUAGGGUAGACAUUUUCUUAGAUUUUGCAUUCUCACAAACGGACUCGAUGUUUUGUGCAAAUAAUAUGAUUCAGUGUCCAUGUAGUAAGUGUUGGAAUAGAGAAUGGCAUCAUCGACGCAAAGUGCAAUCUCAUCUUAUUAAGAAUGACUUUAUGGAUUGGUAUUUUAUUUGGAAAAGACAUGGAGAAAUUAUUCAUAGAAAACGGCAUUGCACCCAAGUGGGUGAAUCAUCAAGUGCCGCUGCUGCUGCUACUAUGAAUAAUGUUCCAAGUGUCAAUCAAUUCAGAGACAUGCUUCAUGAUGCCAUGGGACCAAAUUUUUUUAAUAAUGAAAAUAGUGCCACAGGGGUAGAAGGUGCAACACAAUUUGAUGCUAGUUUUGAUGAUCCAUAUGGUGUCAGUACAGAAUCGAUAUUGGAGGAGCCAAGAGGAGAUGCAAAACAGUUCUUUGAUCUUUUGCGAGUAGCUGAUACACCUCUUUUUGAAGGGUGUGAUGAUGGUUUCACUGUCUUCAAGUGGGUGUGUCAGCUCAUGAGUGCAAAAACACUUCUUAACAUGAGUGUUACUAAUUGGGACUAUGUGCUAAAGCAUAGUCUAAUGGCCUUCAAAAAAGUUGAUAGGGAGAAAUUGCUAAUAGAUUAUUAUAGUGUCAAGAAGAUGUUGAGGCGUCUGGGUCUUGGGUAUAAAAAGUAUGAUGCUUAUGUGAACAAUUGCCUUUUGUAUUAUGGAGAAUAUGAAAGUCAGUGUUAUUUACAGUGCCUGGUAUGUGAAGAGCCACGAUUUAAGCAGUAUGAUGUGCAUUCUGCUAAGCCUAUGCCAAGAAAGUCUUUGUGGUAUCUUCCAAUUAUUCCUAGACUUCAAAGAUUGUAUAUAUCUAGGAAAAUUACCGAGCAUAUGACCUGUCAUUUAAAUUGUUAUAAUGAAAAUGAGAAAAUUUUUCAUCCUGCAUGUGGAGAGGCGUGGAAGCAUUUUGAUAGCACUCAUCCUGAGUUUGCUAGUGAACCGAGGAAUGUUAGGUUAGGUCUAUGCACAGAUUGGUUCACUCCUUUUGGACAUUCUGCAUCUCCAUACUCUUGUUGGCCAAUAUUUGUGUUAGUUUAUAACCUGCCUCCAACAAUGUGCAUGAAGCAAGAAUAUGUAUUCCUUUCAUUAAUUAUCCAAGGUCCCCAAAGUCCUGGAAAGAAUAUUGAUGUAAUGCUUCGACCACUAAUCGAUGAUUUAAAGCAGCUUUGGUAUUCUAGAGUCCAAACUUAUGACAGCUUUAGGCGUCAAUACUUUUUGAUAAAGGCUGCACUUAUGUGGACCAUUAGUGACUUACCUGGGUAUGGAAUGUUGUCUGGGUGGAGCACACAUGGUAAAUUAGCUUGUCCCUAUUGCAUGGAAAAUUCAAAGGCCUUUUGGUUGGAACACGGUCGGAAGACAUCAUUUUUUGAUUGUCACCGACAGUUUUUGCCACCAGAUCAUCCAUUUAGAAGUAACAAGAAUCACUUCAUAAAGGGUCGUUCAGAGAAUGGAACAAUGCCAGAGAGAUUGUCUGGUGAUGAGAUGCAUAGUCGCAUCCAUUGGUUGCCUAAUGUACUAUUUGGUAAGCCACCUCAGAAACAGGAAAUCCACGGAUUUGGUGAAGUGCACAAUUGGGUCAAUGACAUGGCAAUAUGGCAGGAGAGGAUAAUAGAAAUCAUUUGUAAGCUAAAGCAAAUCUUUCCACCUUCAUUCUUUGACAGUAUGGAGUACCUUGUAAUCCACCUUCCAUACGAGACUCGUGUAGGAGGACCAGUGCAAUUUCGAUGGAUGUAUCCAUUUGAGAGUCAGGCAAGGCAAGUUUAUUACACACCAUAUCCAUCUAUUAAUCAUGAAAGAAGGGGAUGGAUUGCUGCACUUAAAAUUAAAGCUAGGAGUAUCAUUGAGGCUAUUGAGAAUAAAGAUGACCAACAAGAAGGAUUGACACCAUAUUUCCAAGACGAUGAGCCUCCUAUUCCUCAACAAAUAAAUAUUGAUGACAUUACUUAUGAACCUAUGCAAUAUUCUGAUGGGAGUUCUCGCUGCACGGAGGCUGUUGAAUCCACCCAACCGCUGCAACGGCCAAAUCCAUUUGACCUCCAGAGACGAGUUCAAGAGGAGGUUCCUACUGAUGUGGUUCUGGAGACUCCAGCUUUAGAUGCUGAUAUACAGACCGAGUCUCCUAGUGAUGAGGAUACACCUGUCAGAAGACAGAUUGUGGUCCAGUUGCGGGAGAAUCUCCCAAAUGCUUACACAUCGUGGGGACAGGAUGAGGGUCAUUUGAGAAGGUCAAGUUCUGCAAGGGCUAAUCGAGCAAAAGGACCGAGGGUGACGCAUACCAGCGGUUUAAUUGACGUUAAUGUUUAUAGAAAGAAAAUGCAACAAGCAAACCCCGAGGGUCGUCCACUGACAUUUCUUGAGGUCUACACCAAUAGAAGGCAGCACAAAGGAAAAGGAAAAGACCAACUGCCUAUAUAUUGUAAUGAUGAGGCUCAAGAAAUUGUAGAUAUAGGUGUGAGCACAUCUAGACAGGAACCAUUCAGGCCACCCAUCAUAGGACAGUCUAAUAGGGUUAUCGAAUUAGAGCAGACUGUUGAAUCAUUGAAGGUAGAUAAUAAUAGCCUUCGACAAUCACAGAUGACCCUUAUGGUAGAUAAUGAGAACCUACGGCAGCAACAGUUGACCCUUGCUGCACAGAUACAGCAACUCUACUAGCAUUUAGGGAUGAUCCCAAUGGAUACCAGUGGGACAGCACCCCUAGGACACCUCGAGAUAUUUAGGUUUUUUAUAUUUCAAUUAAAUAUUUAUAAUUACU
Messenger RNA from Rubroshorea leprosula, 3124 nucleotides. Lineage: Eukaryota; Viridiplantae; Streptophyta; Magnoliopsida; Malvales; Dipterocarpaceae. The record is from the annotation of a GenBank genome assembly.